UUAUUCGAAGCAUUAAUUUGUGUUGCACGACACGUAUUUUACUCAUGUGCUGCGUAAAUCGUGAUUUCUACGUCAAGUCAACUCAAUUCUCGUUAUCAAAAGGUGUCUCCAAGAGUUCAAGGUUCUAUUUCGUCAGGCACUUUCCAAACUUUCUGUUUUCGUCUACAUGUCUAAUUGUCAGUAAGAAUACAAAGAAGAUAAACUAUCCAUAUGCUUAUCCUUUAGUAAAGGAUCAUUUAUAAAAGUGGCAUGAAAAUGAAGAUUCCAAGCAGUGGUUCGGGUAAUGGUUAUUAUGGCCAUGAGAAUAGUGUGAUAACAUACUUUGAUACUAAUCUUGAUACGGAAGCUGAUGUUCAAGGAGGUAGCGAUGGUGAUUUUUCGGAAUAUCUUUGGAUGGAGAACGAAGAAGAAUUUGAUAAACAGGUACUGCAACAAUUGGAAGAGGAAGAGCUAAUGGAAGAAUGUUUGGAGGCUAUGUUAGAAGAAGAAAGACAACAUGAAAGAAACAUUAAUUCAACUGCUUGGUCGACUGCCGCUAGUAUUCCGUACAAUAAUGGUGCUGAACUUUGUCAACAACUUAGUGACUUGAGAAUGCACGAUGAUCUUGCCAAACAGAGUACAUUAAAUCCAGAUGCAGCUGAAUUCAUCCCAGCAUUCAAGGCAACAGUGACGACUGUAAGUACACCAACAGAAGUCACUGCUGAAUCAUCGUAGAGGGCCUACUUCUUUUUGUUUAAGACACUAUUAUAAGGCUACUAUCGUAGCUAAAUUUCGCAAUCCUUGAUCAAGCAGCCGUAUUAACAAAAUCUAAUUAGGAACUAAAUGAUUGUGGCUAUACUUAAAACAGUAUGAAAUAAUAUGACAGUGGGUAGUAUAUGACAUUGUUAUUUAAUGUCGAAAAUUAGUAAGAUCAGUUGCAUAAUUACUGACAGAUAGAUGCUGUACAUUACUCACAUCUUUAUGGACAAAAUAAUAUCCUAUAUUAUGGCCAUUUAAUUUUGUGCCGGAUUUGUGUUGACAGAAUUAAUAGCUACAUGCAUAAGUUACUGAUUACAUAAAUUUAUCUAGGUUAACAUCCCUUUCAUUAUGUUUCUUCUUCUCAAAUAUCAUUUAUUGCAUUCUUUACUGACAUUUUAU
This is a messenger RNA of Polistes canadensis, 1137 nucleotides long. It is a transcript of the gene Paip2, whose product is annotated as polyadenylate-binding protein-interacting protein 2. Gene Ontology annotation, molecular function: mRNA regulatory element binding translation repressor activity. Gene Ontology annotation, biological process: negative regulation of translational initiation. The transcript has 5 exons. Gene Ontology annotation, cellular component: cytoplasm. The record is from RefSeq and is a predicted model, not a curated record. NCBI's taxonomy places the organism in Eukaryota, Metazoa, Arthropoda, Insecta, Hymenoptera, Vespidae. Bases 250 to 714 code for a protein of 154 amino acids.